Coprinopsis cinerea okayama7#130 is the source of this 1173-nucleotide messenger RNA. RefSeq lists its product as hypothetical. The coding region runs from base 1 to 1173 and encodes 390 amino acids. Lineage: Eukaryota; Fungi; Basidiomycota; Agaricomycetes; Agaricales; Psathyrellaceae. Gene Ontology annotation, cellular component: nucleolus. The record is from RefSeq and is a predicted model, not a curated record. Gene Ontology annotation, molecular function: DNA binding. The transcript has 4 exons. Gene Ontology annotation, biological process: rRNA processing; negative regulation of transcription by RNA polymerase II.
AUGCUGCUCGCCUACCGACACCACGAUCCAUCCAUCUGCAUUAUCUGCAUUCUGCUCUGCUCUGAUCGCUGCGGCGACGUCGUCAAAAAGCCCAAACUCGACCAACACGCCGGCCGAUGCCACGGCGGGUUCGACUGCAUCGACUGCUCCAAAACGUUCAACACCCCCGGCGAGUGGAAGGGCCAUACGAGUUGUAUUAGUGAAGCGGAGAAGUAUCAGAAGAGUUUGUAUAAAGGGCCGAAGACCGGUGGACGCGACGGCCAAUCCAACUUCAACAACAACCAACGCGGAGGGCGGGGCGGAGGACGGGGAGGACGGGGUGGUGGUCGAGGGGGGUUCAACAACAACAGCAACCACAAUAACAGCUGGAACCGGAACCGCGAGCCUGUGAACAGAGGGACGGGCGCGAACCAUAUGCCCCUUGGCGCGCCUACGCGGAUGUCCCCUGUGACACCUUCGCCUACGGAGAGUGAUGUAGAGGGGAAGGGUAAGGGUGGUGUUAGUGGUGCGAAUGGUGCGAAUGGGGUGAAUGGGGUGGAGAAGAAGAAAGGAUCGGAUUCGCCAUUGAAGGGUGUAGUUGAGAAGAGGAAUGAGACGCAGGAGGAUGGGAAGGAGAAGGAGAGUAAGGAGAAGAAGGAGAAGAAGGAGAAGAGUAAGAAGCGGAAAGCUGAGGAUGAGGAGUCAUCGCCAGCACCCAAAAAGACCAAGCUCGAUUCGUCUGCUGAGGCCGAGUCGAGUGACAAGUCGAAAGAAAAGGAGAAGGAGAAGGAAAAGUCGAAAGACAAGAAAGACAAGAAGGAGAAGAAGGAGAAGAAGAAGGAAAAGUCCAAAUCCGUAGAGCUGCAGGGAGGCUCAACAGAGGCGGCAGACGGUUCGGAGAAGAAAAAGUCGAAGAAGGACAAGAAAAAGUCGAAAUCGCCGGAAGAGUCGACGACGACGGAGGGUGCGGAGGUGGCGAAAGGGAGCGUGGAGGAUGGGGAGAAAAAGGAGAAGAAGAAGGGUAAAGAGAAGAAGAAAGAGAAGAAAGAGAAGAAGAGCAAGGAGAAGGAGGGUGGGGAGGAUAAGAUGGACGUGGACGAACCGGCGAGAGAGAGCGGGGAGGUGAAGGAGAAAGAGAAAGGGAAGAAGGAGAAGAAGAAGAGUAAGAAGGAGAAGAAAGAGGAGAGAUCGUAG